GGGGGGGGGGGCCAACCCAUGCAGCGGCUUUUGCCAUGUCUAAUUUGAGUUUAUCGCACCUGUGCGUGACAUGUGGCCAUCAGUUUCAGACAAAUUCAGCGCAGGCAAAGGCGUAGCCGACGCGAAUAAAGAGCUUGGGGGCUUGCAGAAACAUGCGUCGGCUCGCGAUUCUGACGGCCAAAGCGAUGCCUUUGAUCGUGGGCUAUGGGCGGAAGCGUCACUAGGCGGCUCUGCCUCGAAGCUCAGCCUCGCUUGGCCUUGCGCCAACGGUCUGACAGGACACUCCGUACACUAAAGCGAAUAGAGAAAGUGCCAGCGCGUCUCUAUAUCGUGCUCGCACCGCCUCGAAUUGAAAAUCAUUCUUGCCAAUAUUUUGCACGUAUCCGAUCGACUUGGAACCACUCCUCUGAGCAUUACUGUCUUGGCUUUCACAGACACAUUAAUAGCCUCGCUGGGCACGUCGGCUCAUGCUACCCACAGCAUGAGCCUUACAGCAGCAUCGACGACGGAUGGGGCGAGAAAGGCCCCCGUGCUGACGCUGUCAGCGCGAGACUAUUUCCACUCAACGCCGGAAUCUAGAUUUUUUUCUAUACCACUCGAGAUACGGCAACAGAUCUACAGAUAUGUCUUUUAUACGCCAAAUACCGCUUUUCAAAGGACGAUAAAAGGAUGGCGCGAGACUCCGCAUGUGUCUGAUCUCACAUACGGUGUGAACAACACGGCUCUCAACGCAGUGAGUCGGCGCAUUCGUGCUGAAGCACUUCCUAUCAUGUACGGUGAAACCAAGUUCCGGAUUGAGGGGCCAACUAUGUUUCGACGCUUGUUGUACGUAGCUGAUUUGAGCGAUUGCAAACAUAUGUACAUUCGCAAAGUCAGCCUAGUGGCGUGGAAGAAGGUUCUCAAUCAGGGGCAUUUGCGCUCCUCAGCACUUGCAAGACAGGGUUCUAUUCUGGUGUCUAUCCUUGCGGAACUACCGUGCCUCAAAGAAGUGGAACUGAGCAGCGGGCACUUGCCUGCAACAAAGGAGGACUACAAUGACGAGUACUGGAUAGCGCUGAUGUAUACCCUGCGUGCGAAUACGGGCGUUCUACGUAUUGUCGCUGCCACCAUAAAGUCCAAUAGCUGGUGGUUCGAUUGGAGCCUCGUUGGGGGUCACAACUACUCGUGGCAGGAACGCGUGCUGGUGAAGACCUGUCAAGAAGUUCGAGACUGGAACGAGCUAGUCAAUGCAAAUCUCGGCGCCUUCGAAUUCUCAAAUGUAUUCGAGGAAGCCAUGCGCGAAAGCUGGAUGCACGGCCCGUUCAAGCACGUUGCCAUCGAGCACGAAGGCAAGACGUAUGCAGUCAAGUUCUGGGGCGUGCCGGAAAAUGUGAGGAUGUCGGAGUAAAGAAGGAUCGCACGCAAGGACGCGAAGAAAUUGUACGAGGAACAGAGGAGUAAUGAGCGGGUCAAGGCACCACGCAUACGACUCGCUGAAUCCGACGACGAGGGGUUUGACCACGCCGAACUGAGAAGCAGGAAGACGGUCACAAGGGAAGAGGCAAGGACCAAAAGGAUGCAAAGGCAGCGAAGUCGUUGAAGGGAUGCGCGCACACUGUAUCAUACUCUUUUGCAACUUUGCUAAAACCUACCUCAGCACUCUGUGCCGCUACACCACCUGCUUUUGGGACCACAGGUGCGUCUUUGCUACGACUUGAGCAGGAAAACGGCCAAGAAAGCAAAAACUCAGUGAGAAAUUUGUUUGAAACAGGCGUACCCGUCGUAGACACUGAGUCAUUGACGCAGCGACAAAAGUCUCAAUAUUUUUUUUAAAAAAAAAUUUUUUUUCUCUUUA
Messenger RNA from Verruconis gallopava, 1834 nucleotides. RefSeq lists its product as uncharacterized. The record is from RefSeq and is a predicted model, not a curated record. The transcript has a single exon. The coding region runs from base 482 to 1387 and encodes 301 amino acids. NCBI's taxonomy places the organism in Eukaryota, Fungi, Ascomycota, Dothideomycetes, Venturiales, Sympoventuriaceae.